CCCGCCCACCCCGCAGCCAUGGCCGCCGCCUGCUGAAAAACAAGUGCGCAGGAGAACGACGCGUCAGAGGGGGGCUCUUCACGGAGCAGUAAACAACAACUACCGAAGUGAAACAGCAGCUCUUAUCCUUCACCAGCCAACAUGACAGCAACUGUUAUAUAUCCUUUCCUGGAAUACGGAGAAGGCGCCAGCAAGGACAAUAAGAUGUUAAAAUACAGCAACAACAAUAGUCUUGGUGGAAAUCCGCUGACGCCUGCCACAUGCUCCAGUGCCAACCACUCCUGCAACCCCAUUGAGUUUCUGCUGGACAGGAAGGUGGUGGAGGCCCCCUCUCCAGUAGGCCUUUUCCAGCGCCGUCACUCAGUCAGCCUCCCCAGUACGAAGUUCAUUCAGAAUCAGUUUGUCAACAGCCUUAACAUGGAUCCUUCAGUGUUGCUCGGUAACAGCUGCAGUGUCAACAACAAGGAGAACCAUUUUCGUGAGCGCUCUUACUCAGAGCUAGGGGACAGGCUGCGGCCAGGUAAUCAAGUGUGUGUGGGGGUAAAUAGCCAAGUCAACCCUAGCCGUUAUAAAACAGAGUUGUGCCGACCCUUUGAGGAGAACGGCUCCUGCAAGUAUGGAGAUAAGUGCCAAUUUGCCCAUGGCUUGCAUGAGCUGCGCAGCCUCAGCCGUCACCCAAAGUAUAAGACUGAGCUGUGCCGCACCUUCCACACAAUUGGUUUCUGCCCAUACGGCCCUCGCUGCCAUUUUAUUCACAAUGCAGAGGAGCGCCGUGGGCCCCCUCCCCUCUCUGUCUUCAACAAGAUGGUGCGCCCUCGGCUGCAACACAGCUUCAGCUUCGCUGGCUUCCCCAGCUCAGGCGGCCUGGAUGAUAACCCUACCUCAGUCACUCCUCCACCAGUGUUCUCCACUGAAGACCUGACGGCGUUGCAGAGCAAGCCCUUCACCUACUCAAGCCAGGAGCUUACCAGCCUCUUUGGCCAGAGCUUGGAGCACCCACUUCCAUGCAAGCAUCAAGGUCUGGUCCCCUCUUCCCCAACCACUCCUUGCUGUUUUCAACCCACAUCAGAGAGCCCCUCCAUUCCCCCAGACUCUCUGUCGGACCAAGAGGGGUACCAGAGCAGCAUGGGCAGCCAGAGUGGCUCUGAGUCCCCCCUCCUGGAUGCCUCUCGUCGUCUCCCCAUCUUCAGCAGGCUUUCAAUCUCUGAUGAUUAAGGUGGACCCCGGCAUUGUUUGACCUGAGGGAGAGCAGGAGGGAAGGAGAUGAUUGAGACCACCAACUUCAAUAACUCUGAACGUACAGGCCCUGCAUUGGAGGCCAUGAUUAAGUAAAUGUGAAUGAUUUUGAGUAGAAGCUCAGAGGUCACACUAUAAAGUAGGUUAAUGACUUGUUGGUGCAGUCAGAGUGGCAGUGGGGGCAGUUUGUGUGUUCAUUGUACAGUGGAGGGUUAUUACCUGUGCUGCAAUCUUUACACCUCCAGGCUUAUCAUAGCUCAGUGUUCAACUUUUAAAUGAUAGUUACCACAAAGUGAACCAGAGAAUGUUUCUUAAUUCGACUUCUCUUCUGGUUGUGUCCAGCUUCCUGUUCCUUGCCAUGUAAUUGUUUAUUUUGUGAAGCCGACUUGGAUUAUGUGUUUCACUGAGCUGGUGGUCAGUUAUUUUUUUCUAGGGGUUGUGAGUUUUUCCAACAGGAUUCAAUAGAGUUUCACUCAAAUUACAAGAAAUAUUCUUUCACUUCCCUUUAUUAACUUGUAUAGUCAAGCUUUUCCUUUUCCAGUCCCUUAAGAUUUCAGCCUCCAUCCAAAAACAUUGACUGUCGGUGGAAUUUAGUUUAUAUUUAAUGAGUUUAAAUAGAUUUGCUUUAGAUCAACAUCAGCAUAUCUGAACUAGUAUCUCUGGAUCACCCACAGAAAACACUGGGGGCUGUUUUCGCAGUCUUUCUGUAAAAAGUAUUUCUAUUGACUGCUGUUGUCACUGAAGUCUGUCUGGAAAAAGACAACACUUUGGCUAGGGAGGAGGUAAGAAAGAUAAUGUCUUUUCUUUGGUAGUUUGGGUAACCUGACCAGAUUCCUGCUAUUAAUUUGUACUUCAGAGUCUUUAGAGUUCAAACUCUGCUACAAAGUUAAUAUCAUUAAACCCUAAAUAGUUCAGCUGCUUAUCCUUUUCAAUCCCAGACCUUUCCAACCCCCCUCAGAUCAAUUCUGUGUCUGAGGUGAUAUGUUAGACAGCUGUCUGAAAUCAGGUGAACCUGAACUCUUCUGUUGAUUCCACCAUAUUCAAUUAUUAUGAUUAUUAAUAUUAUGGUCAUGUUAUUUUCUAGUUUGUUUCUCAGAAUCUUUAGUGUUGGGGCUCUGGUCAUCACUGCUUAUUUAUCAAAAUGUAUUUAUUGCUGAUCUUAAGCAUUUUUUUUAUUUUGUAUUUAUCUGGUUAAUUAAACUAUAGAAUAUAUAUUUUCUUCUAUGUUAAAUUAUGAUCUUCCGUAUUAAUCACAGGAUGACUGUUUAUUUUUAUUCACAGUUAAUAUAUCAUUCUGCAAUGAUGUUUUUUGUAACACUUGAUUUAUUUUGAACGUGAAUUUUAAUUUAAAACACAGGUUUAGCAUUUCUAUUUAUUUUGAGUUCCUUCCACAUGCACCAUCAGUUCGAGGUUCUUUUUGGCAAUCUGAAAGCACGGAUGCAUUGGAAGUGGCAAAGUUAAUGCCCCGCUGCAAGCUGUAUGCCUAACUACAAACUUUAUCUAUUCAUUAUAGGGGUAGAAAUCUUUUGCUGCCAUUAUCAAUUUCAAGUGAAGAGAGAAGCCAACACGGUAAUUACCAACUAAUUGAAUAACAAGGAUAGAGUCAUAGUUUCUGAUGGUCUGGACUAAGUGGUGGUGUUGGUUUUACAGGGUUUUUCCAGCCAACAUUCACAAUAUGUGCCUCUAUCACAGCUGCCAGAUACCGUGUGUGUAAAAGAUGGAGCGAAAAAAAUGAAGACCUUACUUUCUGACACGCUGUUAAUAGGUUGUGUGAGAGUUAAUACCUUAGGUGUAGUGUUAGGGGCUGGAGAAUGCAUUCUCAAUGAGCGUCUGAACAGCUAAUGUGAGUGUGUGUGUGUUGUUCUGCUGGCUCUGUGUCUGAUACCUGCACUCUGGAUUAGGAUUUGUGUUCAGUGAGGUAACUUCAGGUUUGACCCUUGGUAAAUCGUCAUGGUAAUUUAUGCUGCACAGCUACAUUGAGAUUACAGGUCAGCAUUUAUAUAAGCGUAGCAUGACCAAUCAGUUCUCUUGGAAAAUUUAGUGACUACACAUAGUGUUUUCAAGAAACUAUUUAUUUAUUUGACACGUAGGACUGCAGCUGAAAGAAUAAGACUAAAAACCGUAAAACGCAUCCCGUGAAUAGAUCUAAGCAAACACAUUAACUUAAUGGAAUACAAAAAUGUACUAAGACAGAUCUGCUGGUGCUGUAGUGAUGAACAAUAUUAACCUACACAGUCACACAGUCUUGUUUGUCUUAUGGCUACUGCUUUUUUCCCCCUUCAAUAUCUUAACACGCAGGGUGUAUUUUUGUCAGAGUACCUAAUGGCUCUGAGGUAUUAAAUUCACUCACUGUAUAUAAAUUUAUAUUUAUUAAAAUGAUUUUAAGGGCUAUCAGCCUCAUUCGGAAAUUGCACCAAGAAGUAUGGGGAUAUAAGUUGUGAACAGUAUAUUAAGUGGUUUUACCUCCCUCAUGAUAAGUAUACCACAGGAAAACGAUUUUCUAAGAGAAUCGGCACAACCAAUAUUGAACAUUAGGAUAUUCAGAAAUGAUGGUAUUCGUAUUGAUCUAAUGAUGUUGAUUGAAUUCACAGUGAGUCAUACACUUGGAAUAUUGGAACAGAACUAGAGUGUACAUAUCCCUUUACCAUCUUCUCUCUGCACUCAGCAAAAUUCCUAAUGUCAAGAUGGGAGUGUUGACCACCGUUUACAAUUAAUCCAGGCCUCUUAUCCCUCACCCUGCAGCAGUUCUGGGUAGAACUAGCAUAUCUAUCCUUUAGAUGGGUUCUGGAAUAGUCUCGUCGUCAUACUAUGGUGAAUUCUCAUUUGAUUAUCAGCCACUUAUACUGACAAAACAUUUUUAGGUUGUUUUGAAAGGCUGAGAAAGCACGUCUGUUCCACAUUAUCACACAUAGUUCAUGAUGAUCAGGAUUAUGUAAAGCUUAUUUUUGACCACUUUUUCAGUGAAGUGCCUAUAAACACAUUCCAGGUUCCCCGAAUCUUGUGCCUUCAUAUUUUUCUCUAUAAGAUGUAUUAUUGUCAUUAAACAGGACUGACACAUGAAAUGCAACUGUUGAAUGUAUUCUACAGCAGAUUUUGCUGUCACCACAGUAAUUUCUCAGUUUAUGGUUUAUUUUGUAAUGACAGAUUGCAGUUACAACCAAUAAAGUCUUUAUACUGAAUAUGUGAGUUGAUCUUUGAAGCUGUUGAAAUGUCACAUUUUACCAUUAUUCCCACACUAUACAUUAUCUCUGCUUAUGCAUACUAUUUCUGCUUGUGUAACUGUCAAGAUGACAUCAGGGCCACAAAUCUGAGACUGCUGGUCUCCCCCCAUCAAGACCUCAAAGAAGCCUUCAGCCGGUGUCUGUCUGAUCUCCUGGGAUUUGACUAUUCAUUCAGUUCAGACACAUAGCUCACAUGCAUACACACACACACAAAGUUCACACACGUAGCUAUAGACUUCACACAUCUCUUCACUGCAUCUGCAUAGAAAGUUCACGCCUGCAACUGUUUCUUUGUUAUUCCCUCUGCAGAAUGCUCUUCACUUGCUGUAUGAUUGUCUGACCUUCCCUGCAAGGAAUAAAGUUUACUUAAAAGAC
Messenger RNA from Pleuronectes platessa (European plaice), 4832 nucleotides. Its product is annotated as mRNA decay activator protein ZFP36L1. The record is from RefSeq and is a predicted model, not a curated record. Bases 142 to 1215 code for a protein of 357 amino acids. The transcript has 2 exons. Lineage: Eukaryota; Metazoa; Chordata; Actinopteri; Pleuronectiformes; Pleuronectidae. Gene Ontology annotation, molecular function: mRNA binding; metal ion binding.